Molecule: messenger RNA, 7698 nt
Organism: Haplochromis burtoni (Burton's mouthbrooder)
Lineage: Eukaryota; Metazoa; Chordata; Actinopteri; Cichliformes; Cichlidae
Product: coiled-coil domain-containing protein 73
Exons: 21
Coding region: 320-3901 (1193 amino acids)
Source: RefSeq, a predicted model, not a curated record
CAGGUGGUGUAAGUAAAUCUUGACCUUCUGCCUGUGUCACAUUACUAUUGUGCAAAAAUAGGACAUCUCUAUUAGAACUCUAUUCUAUUAAUUUAUGCAUACAUGCGUUUUAUUUGUGCAUUAUAUAUUUUUAUAGAAAACUACUGUCAUAUUUAAAUUUGUAUUUAUAUAUUUUAAAGUUUUUGGACAUUUCACAUUUUUGAGAAUCUUCUCAGCAUCUGUCCAGUGCGCUUCCUGUAGUUCGCCAUCUUGCUUGCUGUGCUAAUUGCUAAAGGCAGAAGAGGCCCAGUGGGACCUUUGGCUGCCCUGAAACGACUCGAUGGAUGUUAGCACAGAGUCUGAGACACUUCCCACCCACACCACUUUUGGAGAAGAUGUGUUGGAACAUGAGCUGAAUCUUUCCAGCUCACACUGUCAGACGGAGAGUGGGGGGAACAUCUUACUACAGCUGCUGGAAUUCAAAACCAAUCUGCUCGAAGCCGUACAGGAGCUGCAUAUUCGGAGGGAUGCAGAAACCCGCUUUGAGGAUCAGAUCAGUAAGCUGGUGUUGGAGAAGCAGGAGAUGGAAUGGGAGAAGGAAUCCCUACAGCAUCGAAUUGAAUCUGUGACAAAGCAACACACUGAGUCACUCACAAAUCUUAAGAAACAGUUUCAGGCCAAAUUAAGAAACACAGAGGAGGAAAAGGGGAAAUAUCAGGUCAUUGCUGAGUUAAAAGACAAGGAGAUUAACAACUUAAAGGAAGAGCUGAAAUCACUGCAGUUGCUGAAGUACAACUUGGAGAAGAAAUCAAGUGAGCUGGAACAGAAACUGGCCUUACAGAGCCGGACAAAGGACGGCCACCUGAGCCAACUGGGAGAGGUGGAGAAAAGAUUCAGUGCCUUGUCCAGGCAGUGUGCCAUGGUCAAGCAGGCCCAUGCCAACCUGGAGCAGAAUGUUGAUGAAGCCAUGAGAAUAAACAAGAAACUGACUUCUGCUAAUGAAAAACAAGCAGCAACCAUUGUGUCACUAAAGAAGGAGUUGGAUGAAGUCAGUAAUGAGCUCAGCAAGGCCAAGAUGACUUCAGUUAGACCGGCCAAACCCUACAGUCCCACAGGCAGAGAGCAGCAUAUACAGCAGCUGCACCAGAAGCUAAAGUUGGAAACUGAAAUGAACAAGAAGCUAAGGGAGGAAAAUGCAACUGAACUAGCAGAAAAGCAGGAGGUGAUACGGUCUCUGCAGCACACCCAGCAGCUGUUGCUGAGUCAGACGCAGACAGUGAGGAGAGUAGAGUUGGAGCUACAGACACAAAGACAGACGUGCGAGGCCCUUAAACAGGAACAUGAGGUGAUGGGAGAGCAAAGCAAGGCAAUGGAAGACAAGGUGGCCCAACUGAUGGAGAGCUAUGCUGCUUCCAAGACCAGCUGGGACAAAGAGAAGACGAAGUUUCUGGAUCACCUCAAGACACAGCAAGAAGCCCUUCAAGCACUGAAAGAGGCUUAUGAUGAUCUUCAUCAGAAACACGCUGAGCUGUCCUUACAGGCCAAAUCACAUGAACAGCACACACAUGAAAUGGAGGUAAGAGACAGCAGCCAGACACUCAGUGUUUCUACCCAUCCCACCUCUGUGGAGGAAGUUAGAGGCGAGGAAUCUGUAAGUGAACGCAUCUCCAGAUCUAAGCUUCCCGGCUUUGGCAGUCUGCAGCACUCUGUCUCCUCUCAGGCCAAAAUUCCAGACCGUUUAGAGGACACAGCAACUGGAACUAAGAUACUUGCCACUGCAGAAACUGAAGGUCAAAAAGUCCCAAAACAACAGUCACAAACAAUAAAAGAGCCUUUAAGCCACCUAAAAAUGCCCAGUUGUCCACUUACCAUGAAUUUCAGCUCGUGUACUUUUUCUGGGACAGGAGCCACAGAGGCCAUAACAUUGAACAAAGGGGUUAACAACUCGAAAAGUGAACACAACCCUGAUGUGCUUUCAGAUCUAACUAAUACUGCUCUCUCUGUGUCUGAUGAUGAUACCCACUUUAUCAGAGGUUGCUCUGCGAGUAGUAUAACUGCAUCGAACUCCGAUUACAGCUCUCUCGGUGAAUCUGCAGAUUUACCAACAAACAUGAAAAAUAAAGGAGACGACACAGGAAUGAAUGAGAAAGAACAUGAGGAGAAGGACAGCGGGAAACAAGGAAAUAGCCAUAGAGAAGAAGAGGAGAAAAAUACAGGACAGCUGAGGAAUAGGGAAGACGAUCAAGGAGAAGAUGUGAAGGAGGGAGGACGUGCUGGAGAAAAGAGAGGAACAGCCAUGGCACAAACAACAGAUAGAAGAAACAGGCGAGAGGACAGUGAGGGGUCAGCAAAGGAUGCUGGAACAGAAACAAAAGAUAGAGCGGAUGGAGCGAAGGAGAGAGAAAAGACAGCAGUGCAGACACCACAAACACAGAUACGAGCCCAGACGAUCACUGAUAUGACUGCUGAAAAGAGCCACACACUGCAGGUCAUUGACUUCAUGGGCGCUGAGCCGCCUGUGGAUGUCUGUAAACCCUCAGACUUCACACAAAGUCUCUGUCAGAAAGUCAGUGAAAAGGAUGCUGAAUGCAAACAUUUGAAGAUCCAUGGUGAGACUGGAAGAGAUGGAGAACUUCAAAGUGUUAGCUCUGAACAACAGGAAGUUUCAAAUUUGUGUCAAAACGAGGUUCAAAGCUCAGACGGAGACACAGGAUCACUAAGUCAGCCUCCCACCAAAAAAGCAGGGGAGCUUUCUGCUGGACUUUCUGAACACCUGAAGCAGUUGAGUACCUCACAGACAGACGAUGCCGCAUCAGCUGGUCACUCAAAUGGUUUUCACAGCGCUGAAAACUUGGGAUCAUGUCAGACACAUACAGAAACACGUACUCCUUCUGAUGUUAUUUCAGAUAUGACGCAAACAAAUGAAAUCUUUGAUGUACCUUUGAGUGAAAAACUGGCAGAACCUGAGCAGCUGCUGGAAAGCUUAGAGCAGAAAGAUGGGCAGUGGAAGUCUGUGGUAACUGUUGAAGGAAAGGGUGAUCCAAGUGUAGAGAACAGAAGAAAAGAUGAAUCAAGUGUAGAUACGAAUGUCUAUCAAACACCUAUGGAAGAAUCCCACUUAAAAGAUGGCAAUGUUAAUAUUACGAUGGGUGCCAUAACCCUUGAUUCUGAGGUAGAAACCAAACACAUGAAAAGUGAGCAUAUAAAGGACACAGAAGAUACAAAGAAGACUAAAAGUGAAACAGAUCCGAAGCUGCCACUCGUUACAAGUCUGGGUCACAAGCAGCCUGAGUUAGGAGAGAAGCUGCUGAGUGAUUGUGGCGAGUUGUCUCUGCCCAGCAAAAAGACUUACAGGCCAUUAUUUGAGUGGGCCGCUGCCGAGAGAAGAAAGUCAAACUCCAGAACAAAGUCAGAUGUCACCAUAGCGCACCAGCCAAUCCAGAAUACAACUGCUGGAUUCCCAGGACAUCCUGCCAGCACAAUAAUACCCAAGCCCCUCAAAAGCAAACACGACAAUGUCCCCUUGGUGAUUAUGAGGGCGUCAGACCUGUUGAAUGCCUCCAGUGUCUGUGGGACCGCACCUUCCCUGAGGAGAAAGCAGCAGGGACUCUGGGAAGCAGUGCAGGAGACCUGCAGAGAGAGAACAGCAGCAGAUACGGAUGGCAGAGCUCCUCCGCCAAGCUGUUCUUUUCCAGCCUCCAGCACAGGCAGCAAACUGUCAUGGCAAACCACUGCAGAGUGUAGCAGAGCUCCUACCUUAGCUGCAGGACCUAGUUCAGAGUCCAACUGGGAACUCUCCUGCUCCCAGGAGAGGGGCGAUCAACAGGAAUCAUUCAGGGCACAGAUCUCCAAAAUCGAACAGUUCCUCGAGACAGAGAGGCUCCGUCUGCCCAAAAGACAACGAACUGAACCAAAUCUGUAGAAACUGCUGGUCGUCUUUAUUCGCUGUCCUAGGUGAGACAUUGUGUGGCACACGUUUGACAGUUAUUGUUAGCGCAGGUCUAAAUGUUCUGAAACACAAUUGCUUUUUAAUAUAUACAUGUGUUACUGAUUCCUUUGAACUGUAUAGUUUCUUCUAACAUUGCUGUUUGAAGUUUAAAGUUUUUUGGGUCAAAUCAUUAAUUCUUCACUUUAUUGUUAUUUUAACAUUUCUGUGCUUUAAAUGGAAAACUGCAGAGUUUGUGUGUUUGUUUCACACGUGUGUAUUUUUAUGUUUUUAAGUGAAGAGAUGAAAAUAAGAUAAGAUAGCCUUUCUAAGUGACAAAUAUACAAUACUACUACUGCUACGUUGGUAAGAUUUUAUUUUAUCACACAGUUGCAUGUGAUUUAAGUAAUUUUAAAAAGGCUCUGAUGUCACAGUGUACAAAUUCCAACAUUUCCAAUCUCUUGUAAUUUCAUUAAAUUACAGGGUUAUCAGUUGUUUUCAAAAUAUUGUAUACAAAGACUUUAGAUACACUACAAGUUUCUGCAGCCUCACUGACACAACACUGACUCAUCAAACCACACAAACAGGACAUCGGUAUGUGUUGAAUGUCUUUUACUGGAAACAUUAUUCACAGUAAAUCAUGCAUUCACAGCAAACAGCUGGAUAAGUAAGGACCAAGAGCGCUGUUGCCCAUUAAAAAGGCUGGGAACAUGCUAAUUAACAUUAAUUAGCAUCAUAGCCAAUCAGUGUGGCAUGUCUCAGAGGAGCUCUAAUUGUGGAGGCACCUUUGGUCUACACCGUGUUGUUUCUGCUGCUGCUGUUGUUGGAGGCAAUUACAACUCGGGACACUCUGGUUUGACUGUGUUUACACCUAUUAAAUUAACAGAAAUAACAGUUCAAAUAACAAUUAGCACUAAAUACCCCAACCCUAAUUAACCAAAAAUCAAUUAGUGAACACACAGUCCAAUUAACACGUACUAACAAGCCUCUCGUUAACUUUAUGUUCCCUGUGAGGAUGAUGGCGGAAAGAGCAUAUGGCCCCACAAGAGCAUGAAGCAGCUGACCACACAUGUUUGGAUUCUCAUUAGUCUGGUUGCUGCUUAUGUACUCUAGACGUGUGGCAUUUGGCUUCAGCUCACUCGCAUCAGGUUAGUUUAAGUGGGUUUGAGAGUGUUGGACAAAGAGGUUUUUGUAGUAUAUAGACUGUCUAGAUGCAAAUUUCUAUUAGCAAACUGAUCUAUUAAUACAUCUGACUGACAUCAGUGCAGUUUGUAGCCCUAAUUUUCAGCUGUCACACAGAUACACAAUGCUUUUUUACAGUAUCACCUUCAGAAGACGAGAUAAUUUCAACAUUAUAAUGUGCUGUUACGCAUUUUUGACUUGGUGAUAAUGUGAAGACAUAAAAAUAUAUUACUUCACUUUUUAAAAAUUACUUUUUUAUUACCUCACUUUUUGUAGGUCACCAUAUUGAUGCAAAAAAAUAUAUAUUUUUUUAAUAUAGCAUAACAACAUAGUAUGUAAAUAUAAUGCAAGCAUAAUACCCAUCUGUCAAUUUUCCAGCACUCAUCUAGGGCCAGGUCACUGGGGCAACGGUCUAAGCAGAGAAGCCCAGUCCUCAUUAUCUUACCUGCAUAAACAGAAUAACGCAAAGUUCAGUGUUGCAAUGCUUCCCGUUUAACUUCUUACCUGUGCCUGAUAUGCAGUGAGUCAAGAGAAUUGCAUGACACUGCCUGAGAGCAUCACUCAUAUAGGGCUAAUUGUUUUGGUUCAUAACGUUAAAUGGACUCAUUCUUAUAUAACGCUUUUCUACUCUCCCAGAGUACUCAAAGCGCUGUAUACAACAUGCCACAUUCACCCAAUUACACCCAUUCUCACAAGCACGGACUCUAAACUAAGUGAUUUUCUAAUGACAUUCACACACAUUCACACUCGGAUGGAUGCAUCGGAGAGCAACUUGGGGUUAGUAUCUUGCCCAAGGAUACUUGGCAUGCAGACUGGAGGAGCCAGGGAUCGAACCACCCACCUUCCGAUCAGCAGGGGACCUGCUCUACCUCCUGAGCUACAGCCACCCCACAUUAGAUUCUGUCUUUAGCUUUAAAUCCGAUACACGGGACUUUGAAGCACAUAAAGAUAUAGUUUUGUUUUCAUUACUGUACUUUGACACUAUGCUGUGAAACAUAGGUUAGCAAAAGUUAACCAUUUGGCUGUGGUAAUUGACCCUUAUGACUCCCCCAUGCCCCAGAGCAUGCCUACCAACAGAUCCACAGCAGACCUUGUUGAAGUUAUAAGAAAAGACUCGAGCUUUCACCAUAUUUCUACUCGCACGCUAAAAUUAACAGCUAACAUUUCAGUGGUGGUAAAAUGGCUCAGCUUGAUCCAUCUUACUACACUUACUGAUAAUGAAUACGUCUGAACCUUAAUGCACUCAUAAAGAAACCUGGAGCAUUUGAGUGGCUGUGCCCAACACUGCUGACCCUUAUCCGUAUUGGGAGGACGGGAGAUGAUGGGAGGAGAGGUGGGGGAGGUGUGGAAUAUAAAAGAGUUAAUUUUAAUGCGCUCGUGGUCGCAAAAACUCAUACACGAUCUAUAUUUCUCACUCAUACAGUUUUUGCCUCUCCUCUUUUACAUAAGCGUGCACAUGGCCACAUACACACAUACAGUCUCUGUUAUGAAGUGUUGGCACUUUGAAACAGUCAAUUACCCUCUGGCUAGGGAGGAUACCUGCUGUUAAUUACUGCUCAGUGUUUUAUAUGGAGCGUAAAUAAAGAGACCGCUGACAUUCACAUUCCAUCAAUGCGUCCCCCAGCUCACACUGCAUUGUGUGUGUGUGUUAUUUGAGUUUAAAAUAACCCUUGUGAGGUAGGAACCAUGGGGAAAAAAGCAUUUUGGAAAGAACGGGUAGAAAUCCUCCAACCUGACCAAAAAGAUGCUGUUUCCCAGUGAAUUUGCCUCAUAAGACUAAAUCCUGAAAUAGUACCCCUGCACAGAUAUGCAGUAUAAUAUAUGCAGUUAAGAUUUUGGUUUAUAGUAAUGUUGAGCUGGGGUUGGCAAUGGCAACCUUCCAUUUUAAACACAAUUUGUUUUUACCCUUCCAUCUACCCCAGCCUCCUCCUUAGUCCUAAAACACAGUCAGUCUUCAGUCCCAAAUGUGAAUCUGAUAAACUUCGAUCAUCAGUUUUUAAUGCAUGUUGACUGUACAGUGAUAAUAACUAUAAUGAAUCAGGGCCAUGAUACAUGUCUAUUAUUGUUUUGUUAUAUCUCCCUGUCAUUGUUAUGAGUUAUGAGUUGGUCCCCCUGAAUUCAUCCCAGGUUAUCUUUAGUUGCAAUUAUACACUGUACAUAGUGGGAAACAUUGGACCACUACUUUGAAGCCACAAAUAAAGGUAUCAUCAUCCUUCUGUCAUAUUGGUAAACUUUUAAUUUGUGUUUAGUAGAGUGAGGUUCUUGAGCCAAAAAUGCCAUUCAUACGUCUCCAUAUAGGGUUUUAAUUAUGAGCCAUAAUGUUGUAGCCAUCUAAAGUUGACUUACUAUAUGCUUCAAAACUGGGAAACAAUGAUAUGUGUCUUGUAGAAAUUGCCAUAAGAUAUCAACAACCAACCAAUGUGAUGUCAGACAAAAUAUCUACUAUAUCCAUAAUCCUAAAGGGAAGCAAAUACAUCUCUGAUUAGUGGAGGUCACUGUUGCCAUGGAAGAUUUUAAAGAUGUGACAAAAAUUUCAGAAACUGUAAUAGCAGUGAUUGCAAUCAGUUGAUGAAGCACUGUACUAUAUCGAUGACGGGGCUAUAUAUAUUACU